Knipowitschia caucasica is the source of this 270-nucleotide messenger RNA. Lineage: Eukaryota; Metazoa; Chordata; Actinopteri; Gobiiformes; Gobiidae. The record is from the annotation of a GenBank genome assembly.
AUGGCGGCAGCAUCAGCCAGAGGCCUCUCAGCCCCAAACCAGCCUCCCCCUGUGGCACAUCGUGCCGAGGCUCUGUACAGUACAAUUGGUAGGACACCGUUGAGAUCAGCUUCGCAGUCAAUGACGUCUUUGAACUGCUCAAAGAAGUUCAAGACGUUCAUUGACUUCGAAGCUGAUCUCAUCGGUUGUCAUGACAAUUACUGGUACAGAGCGCUGCAGCGCGGUGCCACAGGGGGAGGUGGGGGUUGGGGGCUGAGGCGGCUCUGGUGA